CUGAUCCGUUAGUGUUUUCGGAUGCGUCAUUGUGUUUUUAUAAUUUGUUGGGGUUUUUUUUUGGACUUGUUAUUUUGAUUUCAUAUUUGUGUUUGGUUUUGCACUUCUCGGCCACUGUAGCUGAUACAGAAUGGCUGAUAAACUCAAAGCACUAAAGCAGCAGGUUUGCUGUUCCAUCGACAAGGCCAAGGACAAACUCCAAGGAUUAGGAGACGCGAUAUGGCACCAUCCAGAGCUGGCAAAUGAGGAAAGACAGGCCCAUGAUACUCUGGUCCGCUUUUUCACACAAGAGAAAGGGUGGACCGUGGAGGCACACUAUAAACUAGAAACAGCUUUUCGGGCCUGGUGGGGACCUGUAGGUGGAGCAGAUGGUGAUGCUGUGGUUAAUGUGGGGUUCCUGUGUGAGUAUGAUGCUCUGCCAGCUAUAGGCCAUGCGUGCGGCCACAACCUCAUAGCAGAGAGCGGAGCUGCAGCAGCAUUAGGCCUGAAGGCGGCGCUGGAGAGCGAGGAAGCGUGGCCUGUGCCAAUCAAGGUAACUGUGUUGGGGACUCCAGCAGAAGAGGAUGGAGGUGGGAAAGUGGAUUUGCUCCGAGAAGGCGCUUUCCAGGAUGUGGAUGUGGUGUUUAUGGCUCAUCCCUCUCAGAAGAAUGUUGCAUAUCUACCUGCCAUGGCUAUACAUAGCGUGCUGGUGAAGUACCAUGGACGUGCAGCUCAUGCAUCAGCGUAUCCCUGGGAAGGAGUAAAUGCUCUAGAUGCAGCUGUCAUGGCCUACAGUAACAUCUCUGUACUACGCCAGCAGUUCAGACCUGACUGGAGGAUCCAUGGUGUCAUAAAGCACGGAGGUGUGAAACCCAACAUCAUCCCUGACUACAGUGAGCUGGAGUACUACUUGCGCACCCCCUCACACCAAGACCUGCCCAACAUCAGGGCCAAAGCUGAGGCCUGUUUCAAAGCUGCUGCUAUGGCUACAGGAUGUGAGGUUGAGGUCCUGUUCGAGAAGAAUGAGUUUUAUGAAGUCCUGAGGAACCGCACUCUAGAAGACCUGUAUGAGGAGAAUGGGAAAGCUCUUGGCAUGAAGUUCACCAUCGACAGCUUUUCAGGCUCUACAGAUUUCGGGAACGUAAGUCAUGCUGUUCCAGGCAUUCACCCUUAUUUCUACAUUGGCUCUGAGGCACUGAAUCACACUGCAGAAUAUACAGCUGCUUCCGGUGCAGACAAAGCUCAGUUUUAUACUCUUCGUACUGCUAAAGCUUUGGCCAUGACUGCGCUGGAUGUGAUCUUUAGCCCUGAUGUGCUGGACAAAGUCAAACAGGAGUUUAGAGAGUCCAAGCUCCGAGGAGAGAAACCACAACAAGAGAAACAUGGAGAACUGGAGAAAAACUGAAGGGUUUAAUAUUCAACAGUUAUAGUGACUGAUUUCUGAAUUAGAUAUUUUAGUUUGUGCUUUUUUUUUUGUUGCACAUAUUCAAGCUUUAAAUUUGACGUGUCAUUUUUUUUGACUGAUUUAUAUGACUGAUUCAUACAGUGCUGUGGAAAAGUGCGAUUUCUCCUGUUUUUGUGUAAAUCUCAUACUAAAUUGUUUCAGAAAUUUAAAUAAAAUCAAGAUAAAACAAAGGCAACAUGAGAAAUGAACAUGAAAUACAAAUAAACAUGAAAUACAGUUUUUAAAUGAUAGUUAUUUAUUGAAGCAAAAAAGUUAUCCAGUACCAACUGGGCCUGUAUGAAAACCGUAGUUACUAAUUGCCCCCGUAAUUACUAAUUCCCCAAAUCUAUGAAAUUGUAUUCAUAAUGGGGUUCAGCUGGACUAGAUGCAACCAGACAUGAUUACUGCAAACCCUGUUCAAUCAAAUCCUCAAAAAGAUCAUCAUACAUACAGUCAAGCAUGGUGGUGGAAGUGUGAUGGUGUGGGGAUGCUUUGCUGCUUCAGGGCCUGGGAAACUUGCAGUAAUUGAGGGAAACAUGAAUUCUGCUCUCUACCAGAAAAUCCUAAAGGAGAAUGUCCGGUCUUCAGUCCGUAAAUUGAAACUCAAGCGCGACUGGAUUAAGACAAUGAUCCAAAGCUUAGGAGUAAAUCCUAGUCCUAGAAGUAAGUGAAAGACUGAUCUCCAGUUAUCGGAAGCGUUUACUAAAGUUGGCACAAUCAUAUUUUGAGUUUAAGGGGGCAGUUAGUUUAUCACAUGGGUGAUAGGUGAUAACUUUUUUUUUAAUUAAAUAAAAGAAAGAAAGAAAAAAAAAACUAUGGUGUGUUUACUCAGGUUGCCUUUAUUUUAUGUUGUAUUUCGUUUGAAGAUCUAAAACUAUUUAUUAUGAGAUAUACACAAAAACAGAAGAAAUCAGGAUGGGGGCAAAUACUUUUUCACAGCACUGUAUUUACAACUGAUGUAAUUAAGUUUGAGAAUUAUUUAGCAAAAACCAGGAAGCCCUUAGGGAUACUAACUCUGUCAGCUGUGAGAAGAGCUCUUUUUAAUUUUCCCACUGUAUCACUUGCUCAGUAAUAAUAGUAUAUCGUAAUGCAGAAUGUCCCAAAAGUCUCCAUACACGGGGUAAAUUAACACUGACGAAGGCACAACUGACCUGGUGCUGGAAAACGUAGUCCCCCUGUGUAUGGAGACUUUUGGGACACUGUGCAGUUCACAUCAAAUAGUGGCCAUGUCCAUGCCAGUACAUGUCUUGCAGUACAAUUUGAGCUACUUGGUGGCAAUCCAUUCAUUGGAUCAUUUAUUCAUCUGUCACAAUGCCAAAACACAAGGUGCUCCCCUGUCUAAGCCAAAAUUGGGGUGAUGACCUAUCACCAGAACCUCCAGUUCCGGUUCUGGAGGUCUGAAGUUAGGGAAGAAAAAGGCCAGCUCCCUGCCGGCCUCCUCAUGUGAAACAUCUGGCUUAAGGACUCCCAUUGUGUGCUAACCUGUUAGCAGACACAAGAGCAUCUUCAUCAUUUUGAUCAGCAUCUAGUUCGUCUUGCAUUUCUUCAUCAUCAAUCAUUCCAUCAUCCUCCACAGCAGUUUACUCAAUGUCCUGCUCUAGCAUCCUUUUUUCUCUUUGGCCAGCUCCUGGAUAUAAUUUCUGCAUAGAAUAGGAAAGUGGGCUCACAUUUUCCUCUGUACUUUUCUAGUGCUUCAAAGCUGUGAGCUUUUGCUAUGGUGAAAUGCAGCAUGUCAUCUCCCAGCUGUCACGUAUCGUGACGUAACGGAGAUAAGGUAGGAUGCAAUCGCAGUGUGAACAAGUUUUAUUUAGGAGAGAGACAGGCAGACAAAUCCAAAACGUAAUCCAAAAACAGGCAAAAGGUCAGGCGACCGGCAAACAGGCAUACACAGGGCUAGGCAGGAAUCAAGGUCGUGGUCACGGAAAAUAGGGUCGAGAUACAAAACAUGAAACAUAAGCCACAGCGAGGGACUGGUAGCGGAGAAACCAGCGUGAACUAAACUAACGAACCUAAACGUGAAACUGUGACUGUGGUUAUCCAUCGUAAUUUGUUAUCUAUUCUAACUCAAUAUUCCACGCCGUGUGCUGGGAGGCGCGUGGUAUAUAUACAAACAUAAUCAGCCUCGUAAUGGCUGACGGCUGAGGGCGAUUCAGACACACGUGAAACAAUAGCCAAUGACAGAACGGGGAGGAGACAUAACAGAAACAUAAACAAAUGCACGUGUCGAAAUGUCACGAUUGUCCACAAGGGAAAAGCAGGUGCUCGCGCGCUCACAUGCUCCACAGCGCGCUGCUUAAAGGGGAACUCGUGACACCACCACAUUUUAAUUUUUCUGAAUUAAUAAAUCUAUUAAUUAAUCUAAUUUUACUUCACCUAGAUUUUGUGGACUUACUUCUCUUAAAAUUUACUUCUGUGUUGAUGUGCUUCUCUGUUUUGAUGCUCUGACCAGGUUAGAGUUUCUGUUUAUUUAAUUUUAUUAGUGUUAUCUCCUCGGCUUUACGUGCUACACUGUUAUAUUAUUUGUUACAAGUCUUUAAAAGGUAAGGACAUUAUAUUCAUUAUUGUGUGCAGAUUGUUUAUCAGUCUUGGUAAUUUUGUUGGUUAGUUCAGCUUACUCUCCGAGUUGUUUUCACAUUGUGGACAACGUUCGGUUUUUGUAGGAUACACUGCUGUCUCAUUCGUUUAUGGAGACUUUGGGUGUGGGAGUUUGGAGGAUUGUGAGAGUAAGCAGAACAUGCCAAUGUUUUGAAGGAUGUAAUGUUAUUUAAUUGCGAAUCUGUUUUUAGAGGAUUUAAACCUAACAUGGUGAACAAAUUAUAUUACAGAAUUCAGGCAAUUUUACUGGGGUUAUUCAUACAGUGUAGCAAGUAAUAAUCUGGAAAGACCUUUGUAAUAUCACAGUCUAAAACUGGAUUUAAAGAGAAGCAAAUUAGUAAAUGAAUCACAUGUAAAUGAAUCAUACAUAAAUGAAUCACAUGAAAGUGUAUCACUUGAACAUGAAUAACAUGAAAAUGAAUCUCAUGAAAAUGAAUCACAUGUAAAUGAAUCAUACGUAAAUGAAUCACAUGAAAAUGUAUCACUUGAAUAUGAAUCUCAUGAAAAUGUAUCACUUGAAUAUGAAUCUCAUGAAUAUGAAUCUCAUGUAAAUGAAUCACAUGUAAAUGAACCAUAUGAAAAUGAAUAAAUAAAUUAAAGACA
Molecule: messenger RNA, 4621 nt
Organism: Ictalurus furcatus (blue catfish)
Lineage: Eukaryota; Metazoa; Chordata; Actinopteri; Siluriformes; Ictaluridae
Product: peptidase M20 domain-containing protein 2-like
Exons: 7
Coding region: 131-1384 (417 amino acids)
Molecular function (GO): dipeptidase activity
Source: RefSeq, a predicted model, not a curated record